AUGUAUUUCCACUCCCCGUACGACGUGUUAGACCUGUCAACUCCCGCGUCUCGUGUGGUGCUGACCCUAAAUCGCUUCAGUGCGUUAAGCGUGAUGGAGACAGGCAGCGGGCGUGGUGUCAAAGAUCUCAGUCCUCGUCGACGUAGUUGUUUGUACACUGAUGAGCCUGUACAGGAGCAUCGAAAGGUGUAUAGUGCAAAUACAUGCCGACUCGCCUGCAGAAGUCGACUCGCCAUAAAACUGUGUGGAUGCAAACCCUUCUAUUAUUUUUACGACGAAGGCCCAACAUGCACUCCAGCGGGUAUGGCAUGUCUGGCUGAGCACGCGAGUACGUUGAGCAACAAUGCCGGCGUACGAUGUGUCUGUACGCAGCAGUGUCGCGAUGCGCAAUUUAGGGUGAUGUCUUCAGAAGAUCAGUAUUGGCAAUUCGAGAAAUUUCUCCAGCUGUGUUUUGCUUUUAGGGACAAAGGACCGUUCGUGAACAGAGGCUCCGCCCGUUACACGAUCCAAGCUCCUCGUACCAGAUAUACCAGGGAGAUCGUCUUCCACUUUCAGGAUCUUGUUGGUUAG
Hyposmocoma kahamanoa is the source of this 570-nucleotide messenger RNA. RefSeq names its product sodium channel protein Nach-like. Bases 1 to 570 code for a protein of 189 amino acids. NCBI's taxonomy places the organism in Eukaryota, Metazoa, Arthropoda, Insecta, Lepidoptera, Cosmopterigidae. Gene Ontology annotation, biological process: sodium ion transmembrane transport. Gene Ontology annotation, cellular component: membrane. Gene Ontology annotation, molecular function: ligand-gated sodium channel activity. The transcript is spliced from 4 exons. The record is from RefSeq and is a predicted model, not a curated record.